Didymodactylos carnosus is the source of this 1943-nucleotide messenger RNA. The record is from the annotation of a GenBank genome assembly. Lineage: Eukaryota; Metazoa; Rotifera; Eurotatoria; Philodinida; Philodinidae.
AUGACAAUAAACAGCCAAGAGCGCGCUCAACAAUGGACAGUAAAAGAAGAAGCAUCCCAACAAAUGGAUAAUUCGGAAGAUUUUAUAAAUCAGCCACAUCAAACUAUAAAUAUCCAGGAUGCUCUUUUAACUCGUUUGGAAGAGGCACGUCAGCAGUUUCCUGAACGUUUUUCAAAAUCAGUUCAGGUUCUAGCAGCUGUUGAUGAUACCAUAGAUGGUGAAUGGGAGCAACGAUUGCGACAGACAAAGGAAAAACUAACUGAAGUAUGUGUUAUGCUUAUUCCUUAUUACUUGGGAGAUUUUCAUUGGAUUGGAGUAUUAAUAAAAUAUAAAAUGGACGGACAGAUUGAAUGGGCCGAAUUUAUUGAUCCAGUGAAGAAUUCUACUUUUCAACCCGACAAGUUACAAAAACAAUUUACAAAAAUUUAUCCAGGUGUUAUUUUAAAGUCGAAAACUUUUCAAAAGCACAACGAUCAAAAACUUAGCGCACGGUUAACUAUUGAAAACUUAUUGAAAGCAGCCGAAAAAGCUGUACUUACAGAAGUACACAAUCCAAACACGCAUUAUUCGCCAAGUCAAAUGUUUGACAAUCCCAAAACAAAUGCUUAUUUGACUGAUGAUGAACAAACAAAAUGGCAGACAGUCGAAGAAAACGUUUUGACAGCAACUUCACUUGAAGGUAACAUUUUAAAACUUCGUUAUCCUACACAAACAUUACGCAGUGAAUUGGAAACACUGAAUAUUCAGGAGGCGUCUGAAUCACCAGUGAAAGUACCACGAACAGAAUCAGAAAUUGAGCAAUAUGAAAUGUUAAAAACACAGUUGGAAACUUGUUUAGCUGAAUACGAUAUCAGUAUUAAAGAGGAAUUUGAACAACUAGUAAUUCAGAAGAAACAAGAAGUUGAGUCACUAAAAAAAGAAGGGAAACACAAGGAUGCACAGAAGCGGCAGAAUUCUUUAUCAGAACUCGAAAUUGAAUUAUUAUUCGAUCGCAUAGAGGCUAUGAAACCUUCUCAUUCAAGUGUUAGCAAUGAAAACCCAGAAAAAAAGUCAAAGAAUGAUCAUCUAGAUGAUGAUUCAUCCAAGGAGUUUGAAAAGAAAGAAAUAGUUGAAAUGGUCAGUUGCAGAGUGGAGGAACGUUCGAUUACCGAAGAAAAUUUAAAGAACAUGCAGAAAGACUUUUCCUCAAUGCCAUUUUGUUCGGAAAGAUUCAUAAUCUGUCUUCUGUAUUAUAUUUCCUUAAAAUUAGUUGGUGACACAAUAGUCUCAGACGAUAGUAUCAAAGUACCUGAUCGAAUAGAGACAGAAAUAGAGAAAGAAUUUGAACAUUUGAGAGAGCGAUUAAAGAUCGAAGAACUAGAGUCUAAAGAAAUUCGAAAUUUAGUAGAAACAGCCUUCAUAAAUGUAAAAAAUGAUAAGUGGAAAGUGGCUUUAAUUACAUUGAAAAAACUGUUGGAGCGGAUCAGUCCGUUGGAUAUGGGAGAAUUGUUUAGGCUUAUUGAGAAAGUCGAGGAUGCAACACAGCUGAUAAAGGAUAAAGACAUCAUUCUUUUUUUGGGAGGAACUGGAACUGGUAAAUCGACUACUAUUCACUUUCUUGCAGGGUCUAAGAUGAUUGAACAGGAGGUGAAUGGAUUAAAUCACAUCGCUCCUACCGAAAUAAAAAACUCUGACCUGAAAAAAAUAACAAAUUCACCGUUUGCUCGAUCUGAAACUAGAUAUAUUACUUCUGUUAUAGUAAAUUUUAAGGAUGUUGGCGGGUACACUAAAGGCAGUAUUAUUCUAUGUGAUAGCCCAGGAUUCGGAGAUACUGGUGUAUUCGAAAAACGAAAGUUUGCUAAUCGGCGAUUAAACAGCUAUUUUUUUGCUUGUUGUCACAGAAUCACAGCAGAAAAAUCGCGAUUAGUUAUAAUUUUACGUCAAAAUCAUGAUAAAUUGGUAAA